Messenger RNA from Colletotrichum chrysophilum, 1344 nucleotides. RefSeq lists its product as uncharacterized. NCBI's taxonomy places the organism in Eukaryota, Fungi, Ascomycota, Sordariomycetes, Glomerellales, Glomerellaceae. The transcript has 2 exons. The record is from RefSeq and is a predicted model, not a curated record. The coding region runs from base 1 to 1344 and encodes 447 amino acids.
AUGGCGCCGGUGCCCCUGGACCCAGAAAUCAAGUUCUACGGCAACAACGGGGUCUUCCCUUACGGCGAGAAUGCCACUCAGGUUUACGUCGGUCGCUGGUUGAGCGAUACUCCAGUCCAUUUGGACGCCCUGGAGAUCAUCGCGGAGAAGGCUCGCCGGUUCUGGUGGGGACAGCAGAUCGAACUCGCGACAAUCUCCUGGAGCCUUCUGCUGGCGGUCGAAGGCCGAAGGAGGAGCAUCCCAUCUCUGUGGGCGUAUCUCGCUUUAGCUCAUUUGGUUAACUUGUCGUUCGCGCAAAACCUCUUUUACCUGGCGUUGAUUCUUACGCCAACUCCGGCUCAGUCUGAGGAUGGGCAACAGCCAAGUACGGCAUUUGGACGCCUUCGCGACAAGGUCUUUCCUCCUAAGCCUGCAGACUGGUUCCCUCACCCGGCGCUACUCCUCGCGUCCUUUUGCCUGAACUACGUGCUGAUAUACUGGGCACCAUCAACAACCGGAACAAUGACGUUCAGAAACAUCGCAGUGUUGGGAAGAAUUCUGACGUUUGCGCCCGUCAUAAUUCCAGCCGUUGUUCCGGCCAGUUGGGGAACGGUGUACUCUAAUCACCAUGGGGCAUACAGGAUCGUCACUGAGCUAUUCCGAUUUCUGUCCACGGCGAGUUUCGCAUUUCACGUCAAAGGGACUGCCCUUGGCCUGCUGUACAACGCACCGGACGCUCACUAUCAUCGUCAUAGUCGGUUCCUUCCCUUCGACAGAGAAGAGCGCUCGACGUGGGAGCGAACAACAACGGCUCUCGGCAAGGUCCUGGGAUCGGCAUCCGACCACCCCGUGGUAGCAGGCGUGGCAUGGGACGUUUUGCUCAGCGGUGCCAGCCAAGGUUUAUGGGUUGCCACACGUGCGCUGGAUGUGGACGACAUUCUGGCCUCCUCGACACCAUUCGCGCAGAAGAAUGCCCCGAAGGCGCAGCCACUGACCAGACUGCUGGAAGGUAACGACAAAUCAACGCCGGAAUCGGAAACGGGCAGCCACACCAGCGCGAUCUCCACGCGACGCAGGGGCCGCCCAGCGAAAGCGAAAACCGGCGAGAUGACAAUUUCAAAGACGGCUGCGGCCGAAGGGAAUCGCCGAACCCGAGAUCGCAGAGCCACGGAAGAAGUUGACGAGGUACCAGAGGAUGCAUACGAGCCGAGCGCUGCAGAGAGCCGCUCCGCGGUCGAAGGAGAUGAGAUGCCUGAUGGUGACUUGGAUUGGGAGUCUGCAGCUCUGGCAUGGGGCCUGACAGCUCUCGGCGGCUUGGGAUCCAGCAGCGCUGGGGUGUUCGGUGCCGAGUGCACAUCGAGAUGA